CCCUCCCUAAUAAAACUUCUCAGUUCUCAUUAGCCCUUAAUCAAUCCUAUUGACGAACGAAACCAGCAUAAAAGAUGGAUGAUGUUGUGCCUGAAGCUGAAAGCUUGUUGCAUCCAACAAAACUCAGAGGAGAUGAAGCUACCGAAGAAAGAAAAUAUUCUGAAGCAGCUAAACAAGAGGGGGAAGAAAGAGCUAGCGGAUUCAUUAACCAUCUCAUCUCUAACUUGGUUACAGGAGGAGAUGCUGAUGAAGUUAACCAAGGUGGCAAGGAGACAAUCCCUGAAGGAGGAAAAAAUGAAGAGAAGGGAGGGGGGCUUUUAGAUCAUAUUAUUUCAAACUUGGUCACUCCUUUAAGUCCAAAAACUGGAAACAUCAUUCAAGGAAAAGUUGAAGCUUUUGAUGCUAGAAGUGAAAAUGAAUCAGGUUUCGGAUCAGAGGAAGAAGUGGGUGGUGGUGCAGGAAGUGGAGGAGGGUUCAUCAACAAUAUUGUUUCGAACCUCUUUCACCACUCUGAAGGUGAAGUAGGAGAAAGUACUGAGGAAAACAAGAAGGAAGAAAUGGUGAAAGUUGGUGAAGAAAACAAAGCAGAUCUGAAAGCAGAUGAGAGCGGUGGAGGGGGAAUCAUUGAUAGCAUUGUUUCCCAUUUGCCCACAUCUCUUCCAGACUGCUGAAUAAGCAGAUGAUGCAGCUCCCACGAGUGAUGAGGCCACUAUUCUGAUUCACAUUGUUCAAGAUUAACAAGUGUUGAUGAUAAAGGAAUGAAUUACUAGUAUUUUAUAGAAUCUGAUUUUGGCAUCCCAAUUGUCACUUUAUAGAACUCAAUCCGCGAAGCCCUCACAUUUUGUCACUUUGGUGUUUGCUUUUCAUUGUAACAUCUACUGCGUUCUACUUUUCUUUUGUAUUUGAUUUGAUUUUUUUUUUAAUAUAAUUCUCCUUGUAAUUUAUUUUU
This is a messenger RNA of Durio zibethinus, 949 nucleotides long. RefSeq lists its product as uncharacterized. The record is from RefSeq and is a predicted model, not a curated record. NCBI's taxonomy places the organism in Eukaryota, Viridiplantae, Streptophyta, Magnoliopsida, Malvales, Malvaceae.